Messenger RNA from Mercenaria mercenaria, 3484 nucleotides. Its product is annotated as phospholipid scramblase 3-like. Gene Ontology annotation, cellular component: plasma membrane. NCBI's taxonomy places the organism in Eukaryota, Metazoa, Mollusca, Bivalvia, Venerida, Veneridae. Gene Ontology annotation, molecular function: phospholipid scramblase activity. The record is from RefSeq and is a predicted model, not a curated record. Gene Ontology annotation, biological process: plasma membrane phospholipid scrambling. The transcript has 7 exons. Bases 152 to 1381 code for a protein of 409 amino acids.
UUCAAAAUUCAACAGUCUUAUCUAUAAAAGAUUUUGUGGGCAGUUCGAUGUUUGUUUUAAAGUUUUCGGACAAUUCAGAGCAUUGAAUAGAUGACAAUAAAGUCUCAAAAUUAACCUAAGGAGUAUCUAAUUAAAAUUUAUAAGCGAGAAAAUGUCUGAGGUAAACGAUGUUCCUCACAUUAAAGCUUUGGACGAUAAGGUUGAUAAAGAAGAAGAAAGGUCAGAAGAAAAAUCGGAAAAUCGAAGCAGUGUAAAUUUGAUAUUUGCUGUAGAAACGAAUGUGUCGGAUAGUGCAGUGGAAGAGGGGAAAGAAAACAAGGAAAACGCUAGACAAAAACUGCAAGAAGCAAAGGAAACGAGUUUUAAGUCAGAGGGGGAAAGCGACGAAUCUCAAGUAGAAGGUAUAGCGGAUAGCGAACUUGAUACAAGAAAGAGCGAGUCAAGCAAACUGAUAAGUAGCGAGAAGAUAUCUGAUAAACCUAAGACGAAAGCUAUAGGAACAAAAGUGGCAACGACAGCCAAAGAGAAAACUGUCGAAUACCAUAAUAUCAAACCAGACCUAGACAGACAAGGAACCGAUAGCGGUGACGUCAAAAUAUCUAUGGCUGAGAAGGACCAAAGCUCACAGGGUGCUGUUGUGAUAACUACGGAACCACAGGCGACUGGUCCACCGAAACCAAAGGCAAAGUUACAGAGGAGAAAAUCAUUGAAUCCCAGAGUGAUGACACCGCCUGGUCUUGAAGUACUUGAUAACAUACAGCUCCUGGCAAUACGUCAACAGAUGGAUAUGGACAUACAAGGUGGCUGCGGAGCACCAAACACAUACAGAAUUUGGGACGACAACGAUGAGCAGAUAUUCUUUGCUACGGAAGAGUCGGGAUGCCUGUGCCGCUGGGCAUGCGGUCCUGCACGUCAGUUUUCUUUAGACGUUUUCUCAGCAUCAGACGACCAAGUUCUUAACUUCCACAGAACAUGUUGCCGGUGUGACUGCUGCUGUUGCUUCGACUCUUUCAUGUGCCUGCAGAAACUCUACGUGGUGGAUUGUCUUGGAAGAACUUUAGGGGCGGUAAAACAAAAGUUUAGUAUCUUCAACGCGAAGUUCGAUAUCGUUGACCAUGACAACAAUGUGCUCUUCAAACUCCUGGGUCCCUGCUGCCCCUGCAGAUGUGCCACUGAGAUCUACUUCCAGAUAUUGAACAAAACUGGAGAACGACAGAUUGGGCGUGUGCAGAAAAAAUGGGGCGGGGACAGGACAGACAACAUAAAUGUUGACCAUGAAUAUUUUGAUGUAACAUUUCCAGCUAAACUGGACAGUGUGGACAAAGGUCUGAUCCUAGGGGCAGCUUUCCUUGUGAACUGUAUGUACCUGGAGAUGUCGUAAUACCGCUGAUACAUCUUCACGUGGAAACCGUGACAGGAUCAGUGAACAACUGUUACAUCUUCACGUGGAAACCAUGACAGGAUCAGUGAUCAACUGUUACAUCUCUCAGUUCUUACAUUUUCAAAUGUUUCCAUAUGUAUAUGUGCAGUAAAUCACACAAUAUAGCGAAAACAUAGACACAUGUAAUUCCCCAAUGCUUUUUUUCUUUAUUUCAUAAAAAUACCUACAAAUAGCUGUUUAAGAUGUGCAGUAUUAUAUCAAGUAAUCAAAAAUAUGACUGAUAAUUGCAAAAUGAUUUUGUCAUGAUCAGGAGAAUGUGCUUGGUAACUAUGGUAACGAUAUUAAACUUAGAAUGAAACAAUAAAAUUUAUGAAUAUCAACUCUCGUUUCGACAUGGCUUCAGUCACAGCGCCUUUGUCUGUCUCAGUCACACUUAAUUGUUAUUUCGUAAGAUUGUCAAAAAGACACGGAAAACAUGGUACCAAAUGUUGAAAUAAACCAAGAAAUUUGGUUCAUAUUUAGAACUGUUUUCCGGUGGUUUCAUUUCUUUUUUGUUUGACUUACUGAUAGUUGUUACAACACUUUCCUUGUUUUUCAUGAUGGGCUCUAAAUAACGAAGGCACAUGGAGAAAUCCCGAGGAGUCGUGUAAUCAGCUAACCGCAACGACUGAAGCACGUUGUAAUCCAGUGCGUUAUCAAAGAACUGAAAGCAUGUUUUAUUUUUGGGAAAGCGAUUUCUGAUCGCAGGAUGUACGUUAACUGGCAAUAAUCAGAUACGUUAAAUUCAAUGCGCGCGCAGCAAGGUUUUCCAUCUAUCUCAAAUAACGAUGGACAAUACGUGGAAUUAUCUGAUAUUCUGAUAACCUUGUCGGGACUAAUAAGUACCAUUGACAUUGAUCAGACUUUGCCUUCCCAGCGAAUACAAGAAUGCAGGUAUUCUGACAGCUUGCCUUAUGAUAAGUUCAAUGGUGUUUACAGAAUCUAAAUUAAAUUUGAUAACAACGGUAGAGUGCGGUAAACUUAGCUGAUAAGUGUUCGUAUGAACAGAAACGAGAAUCUUUGAUUUGCAUUUCAAGCAGCAUUGAAUGUAUUACACGUGUCUUUGUUUUGAAGUACAGUUUCAUCAGUGCAGAAGAUAUUGUGCAUUUGUUUAAACGUAAUGCCGGUUCAUUAGAAACCUUCUGUAGAAACUUCAAACUUUCAGUCUUAUUCAAAGAUUUGAUGUUUCCAUCCACAGUUUGUUGUUUUGAGGGCACGAAUAUUAAGUUCACACUGUACACUAUUGGACUGACUGUAAACGGAAACUUUUUCAAACAAACACGUGACAUCAACCUUUCAAAUCCAGAGCAUGUGUAAGGCCGACAUAUAUUCUGAAAAGAAAAUAACAAUUAUACCAUUUAUAAAACAAAAAUGAUCAAAAGUCUCGUUAGAAGCAUACCUACAGUCAAAAAUAAAGGGUUUCUGGCUUGAGUGGAUUUUCCGCAACUAUUUUAUGGAUCGAUUGUCAUUACGGAUCCACUUCCUUCUUUAAAAUAGUUAAACUUCUACUUAUCGUAUUUCGUAGUGAUUUAUAUAUAGGCACAUGCAUUUUGAAUAUAGAUGAUCAUUGUUUCAACUCUACAAGUAUUUAGUUUAAAAUCUUACAUAAUGAUCGUCGUAUAUUUCAUUCUCCUAACAUCUCUCCUGUUGGUCUAUGGUAUGCUGUCUCUUCCAGUCAUAAUAAAGGUCCAUAUCAAAUGUCAUGUUGAAAUUGUCAAGCGGGUUCUGAUUUUCUCUUGGAGGACAUCUUUGUGUCACAGUUACUGCCGAACCAUUUUUGCAGAAAACACAUGAUGUGUUCUGAUACAUUUGUGACUCCCCUAACGUUAGAAAUUCUAAAUUAAAUGAAAAUGUCACAUUGUGAAUUUCGCUCUGUAUUUCGGGAGCAGCAGUUAACGUUCUGCACAUAGUCCGAACGAUGAUAACCAUUUAUUGCAAAUUACUCGAUCGCUGACAGUCUUUAAAAUGAAACAGACAAAAUAAUAAUUGUUUGACUUUAUGUUCUAUUCAAAAAUCAUUUUCCAAAGAAAAAUAAUGAAACGUUUACAUAGGAUAACAUUCUGA